Molecule: messenger RNA, 4272 nt
Organism: Eubalaena glacialis (North Atlantic right whale)
Lineage: Eukaryota; Metazoa; Chordata; Mammalia; Artiodactyla; Balaenidae
Gene: OGFRL1
Product: opioid growth factor receptor like 1
Exons: 7
Coding region: 63-1430 (455 amino acids)
Cellular component (GO): membrane
Molecular function (GO): opioid growth factor receptor activity
Source: RefSeq, a predicted model, not a curated record
CCUAGCGCCGCCGCAGCCGGAGCCCGGAGCCCCGCGCCCGCCCGCCCGCGCCCGCCUCUCCGAUGGGCAACCUGCUCGGCGGGGUCGGCGUGCGCGAGCCCACCACCGUGGAGGACUGCGACUCCACCUGGCAGACGGACUCGGAGCCCGAGCCCGAGGAACCGGGGCCGGGCGGCGGCGAGGGCCCGGGGCGGGAGCCCGCGCAGCCCCCGGAGCCCUCGGAGCCCCCGGAGCGAGCCGGCGGCCGGCCCCGCGCCAGCCCCGCGCCCGACCGGGACGCCGAGGCGGCGGGCGCCGAGCAGGGGGCUGAUUCCACUGAAGUAUCUGCCAAACCAAAGAGAAGUUUUUAUGCUGCGAGGGAUUUGUACAAAUACCGACACCAGUACCCACAGAACUUCAAAGAUAUCCGAUACCAAAAUGACUUGAGCAAUCUUCGUUUUUAUAAGAAUAAAAUCCCAUUUAAGCCUGAUGGUGUUUACAUUGAAGAAGUUCUCAGUAAGUGGAAAGGAGAUUACGAGAAGCUGGAAUACAGCCACACCUACAUCCAAUGGCUUUUCCCCCUGAGAGAACAAGGCUUGAACUUUUAUGCUAAAGAACUAACUACGUAUGAAAUUGAGGAAUUCAAGAAAACAAAAGAGGCAAUUAGAAGAUUCCUCUUGGCUUAUAAAAUGAUGUUGGAAUUUUUUGGAAUAAAACUGAUAGAUAAAACUGGAAAUGUUGCUCGGGCUGGUAACUGGCAGGAAAGGUUUCAGCACCUGAACGAGUCUCAGCACAACUAUUUAAGGAUCACUCGUAUUCUGAAAAGCCUCGGCGAGCUUGGAUAUGAAAGUUUUAAAUCUCCUCUUGUAAAAUUUAUUCUUCAUGAGGCUCUUGUGGAAAAUACCAUCCCCAAUAUUAAACAGAGUGCACUGGAGUAUUUCGUGUACACAAUUAGAGACAGAAGGGAAAGGAGAAGACUCCUGCGGUUCGCCCAGAAACAUUACACGCCCUCGGAGAAUUUUAUCUGGGGACCACCCAGGAGGGAACAGCCCGAGGGCAGCAAAGCCCCGAAGACCCCCGCCCCGCCCACCUCGGGGCAUCCCAGCCAGAUGUCUAUGCACAAAAAACCCAAGGACUCCAAAAAUCCCUCUGCAGCUGUGCGUGUAAAUAGCAAAGCUGCCGAAGACAAAAAAGUGGCACCUAGGGAGCCGGGGGAGGAGACAGACUGGCCCAGCUCAGAGGCCGGCAGUGAGGCUGCCAGGCCAGGAGACCCAGAGAGAGAGGGUGAUGCCGACAAUUCCAGUCUUCAACCAGAAGAGACAGUUGCUCAUGCGCUGGAGGAAAAGGAGGGUGCGUCUCCCUCUGAAAAAGAUGAAGAGGGGGAAAACCAUAACAAAGACUGUGAAAGUCCUGGAGAGACAGGUUCCCACGAUGACGCACUAUUACAGUGAAUUAUCAGGAAGCCCACAAACCCGUGAGGCCACGUUUUGGAGGGUAGCCGGCUGUUGGCGAUCUCUGUUGUAAGCAGUUAGUUGUCACUUGGUUUUGAUUUUGGAUGACAGUGAAUUUAAUAUUUAACCAGAAGUCUGAAGACAGGACCCAAUUAAUGAAUGUAUUCUGUGACACUUUGGGGAUGUGAGUUUUCGAAUCCUGUACGCGACAAUUACUUUUAAAUUAUUUUCAAUGUAUCUGGAAAUAAUCAUGUAGUCUUCGAUAUAACAAAUACAUUCUUUGGAGAGACUCCACUCUACAUGAAGAAAAUCAAGAGGACAAUUUCGUUAGGUUGCCACCCCUUUGCCCGAUUUAUGGAUUCCUUUUUUUUGUUUAAGCUGCGAGAAAGACUUUGGUCUUCUCAGAUGUAUUCGGAAGAAAUUGGGAGUUUUUUCAUUACAGCACCUCAGCAUGCUUAUUUUUAGUUUCUGGUAAGUGGGAUGGAUGUUCUUGGGGAGAUAUACUUGCCCCUCCCCGUUUGUCGGUCCUGCUGUUUUUCCUCUUCCCCUCUCCAUUCUCUCCCUCACUGGCCACCUGUGUCGGCUGGCACGUGCAUUUCUAGUGUACAUUCGGAUGAUCUGCUACAGUGACAUUUAUGUGGCAUAGAGGGGACUGUCGGCUGUAUUAUUUCAAGAAUUUGCGUUGUUUAAAAUAGUAAAAAUGGUUUUCUGUGUUAAGUGCUUAAAAACAAAUUUUGAUGCAAAAGUCCAAGAAGAGGAUUUUGCCUUCUAUGGCUGUUCUGUACAAAUUUGGUGCUUGUUUCUGAAUGCAAAUGACUAAAGAAUUAAAAAAUAAGAAAGGAAAUUACUCGUUUUCAAAAGGCAUGCAUCUGGCACUGGCAACAAGGCAGUGGUCCCUAAAACCAUGAAUAUCUCAGUGUUAUGCAGACUAUGACAUUAAUAUGGCUUAGUCCACAGUAUAUCUUUAGAAAAAAUACAAUCUGCUGCAUCUCGAAGUUGUCAAAGCUCGAAAUUGAGAACAGACUGGACAUCCCAUAUAUUCAGUUUUAGUAAGCACUGAGUGUGUUAAUAUUGGGUAAGAGCAAAUAACUUUCUUGCUUAUACUAUUAUUACUAAUUAUUACACUUUCGAAAACAAUUGAACACUGCGGUGAGAACUUCAGAGCAUACGUACAAAUAUAGUGAAAGCAAUUCACGGAAAAAAAUAUUUUUCACUUCAUUUCAUUUAGAAAGGAAUUGGCUUUUGUGUGUUUCUUAGGCCCUUAAGGGAAGUUCUGUUCACUUUAACCCUCAGAGAAUUUUUACUGUGUCCUAUUUUUAAAUCACAUUAUGUCAUCUUCUGUUACCUUUAUUGAUCAGAGGAUUUUUAGCAGAGGGUUUCUAGAAAAUAAACACACAAGUAGUAUGCUUUAGAAGGGUUUCAUUGCCUUGAAGUUUACGUGAAACAUCACUGUUGCUCAAAUCUGACUUAUUUUAUAUGAAUGUUAGUAACGCUCGUGUUAUAUAUUGUAUUCCAAUAAAUAUAGAAUAUUUUCUCACUAUCAUUUCUCAUAAUAUGACAGUUUUUGCUUUCUACUGUUUUGUGAAGUAAGCAUUAGGAUUUGGGGAAACAAUUCUGCUUUUGCAUUUCAAUUUCUUGGUUUUUUACAUGGACCCUCUAAUGGCCCCAUCGAGCUCAAUAAACAGUUUUACAGCUUAGGGCGUGAGAGUAGGUUGUCACAUUGGGCUGAAUUGUAGGAAUAUGAUCCAUUUGAAAUACCUUACCCAUUUUGCAUACAUGAUAAAGUGUUCACACCACUUUCUAAGUGCAUAAUGUUAAAAUUUUGUGACCAGAUAUUAAAAUAUUAAGUGGACAGAUACUAAAAUAAAUGGAUAUAAUCUGAAUCACUUAGAAACUAGUAGUAUAUCAGAACCCUUAGAAGUAAAAAUGUUUCAUUCAAUAAUUUAACUUUUAGCAUAUUCCUAAUUAGGGAUUUGAUUAGAUUGUACUGUUUACUUUGAGAAUAUUUAGUCUCAAGGGAAAACUGCCUGGCUUCCACUUAAAACAGUGGCCUUUUUCUACCAUGUUGUUUUGAAAUGCAUACUCACGUGAAACAGUAUGAUUCCUACGUUUAAUCUGUAAAUCACUUAUGAGAGAAUUCUUCAGUGGAAACAAGUGAGAGGAUGGCAUUCCUUUUGCAGAUAAAAAUUAUGAACGUCCAGAGUUUUUUUCUGUUAAGAAUACUCUGCACAUUCAAUAGUUUUAAAAUAAGAUCUAUAGGUGUGUCUUUAGGUGUGUGUGUUACGACAUGAAACAACCCUCUGGGUUUGACUGUGAUGUCUUGUAUUUUUAAAAACUACCAUGUGCUUGCAGAAACUUACUAAGAAGCUGUUAUAAAAAUGCAGUGGAGCAUGGCCAAAUAACUAGAAACUUUACUGAAUUUUUGUGAAUAUAUAGACUUUAUCGUUGUACCACGACUGUGAGGAUACUCAGUAUUGGCUAUUGAUAAAAUACUAAUUUGCAUUUCACGCAAAUAGAUGUUAUACCGCCUGGUUAGUCUAAUAUAUUUCUAAUAUUUUGUGCUUUCAUAUCCCAAAGAAGACGAUAUAUGUGAAAAUAUUUUGAAAUACUGUAAAGUGAUAUAUAAUGACAAGAUAUAUUUCUGUAGAGAAAAAGUUUAUAACCUUAAGAGUAUUGUACCAUUUACAUUCUCAUGCUCAAUCUCAUAAGAAGCUGAAAAGAAUCAUGACAGAACUGAAGAUAUGUCUGCUUUCUCUAAGUCAGGUCCAGUUCUCAGUUCAAAAAUUAUUUGGUAUAGUUUUAUUCUGAAUUUUAGUUUUGAGAAGCAACCUUUUUCAGUUUC